Messenger RNA from Camarhynchus parvulus, 1359 nucleotides. It is a transcript of the gene OXA1L, whose product is annotated as OXA1L mitochondrial inner membrane protein. Gene Ontology annotation, cellular component: mitochondrial inner membrane. NCBI's taxonomy places the organism in Eukaryota, Metazoa, Chordata, Aves, Passeriformes, Thraupidae. Gene Ontology annotation, biological process: mitochondrial respiratory chain complex IV assembly; protein insertion into mitochondrial inner membrane from matrix. The record is from RefSeq and is a predicted model, not a curated record. Gene Ontology annotation, molecular function: membrane insertase activity.
AUGGCGAUUGGCGGUCUUCUCCCUCCUACCCCGCCCUUUUUCCUGCUCCCCUCAGGCCGCCAUGAUGGCGGCGGCGACCCCGCGGCUGCGGCCGCUGCUGCGCGCCCUGAGGGCUCAGAGGUUGCGGGGUCCCGUGUGGUGCUGCGGAGCCCCGGCCGUGAGGGGGGUGGCGAGCGACGCAGGGCAGCACCCUCUGGCCCCGCCCCCUCUGGCCCCGCCCCCCGGCGCGGAGCCGGCCCGCUAUUGGCCGUGUCCGCGGAGGGGGCGGAGCCGGGCCCGCUAUUGGCUGUGUUCCCGGAGGGGGCGGAGCCGGCCCCGCUAUUGGCUGUUUCCCCGGAGGGGGCGGAGCCGCGGCUGGCGGAGCUGGGGCUGGGCGGGGCCGGCCCCGUGGGGCUGAUCCAGAGCGCGCUGGAGGCGCUGCACGCCGACCUGGGGCUGCCCUGGUGGGGCGCCAUCGCCGCCGGCACGGUGGGCGCGCGGGUGCUGCUGCUGCCGCUGGUGCUGCGCGGGCAGCGCGAGGCCGCCCGGCUCGCCCGGCACCUCCCGACGCUGCAGCGCGCUGCGCUGCGGGCCGACGCCAAACGGGGAACCGACCCCAACCGGGUGGCCGUGGCGUACUCGGAGCUGGUGUCGUACCAGCGGCAGCACAACGUGAACCCGCUCCGCGGCUUCCUGGUGCCCCUCGUGCAGACCCCCCUGUUUGUGUCGUUUUUCCUGGCCCUGCAGGGGAUGGCGGCGGCGCCGGUGCCGGGGCUGCUGCAGGGGGGGCUGGGCUGGUUCCCCAACUUGGCCGCCCCCGACCCUUUCUACAUCCUGCCCGUGCUGGUCACCGCCUCCACCUGGCUCGUGCUCGAGCUCGGGGCGGAGACGGGCGUGUCGGCGCCGGGGGCGGGGCCUGUCCGUCAAAUCCUGAGGCUCCUCCCCCUCGUCUUCCUGCCAUUCAUCAUUCACUUCCCCACCGCGAUCUUCACCUAUUGGCUGACGUCCAACAGCUUCAGCCUGCUGCAGACGGGGCUGCUGCGAGUCCCCGCCCUCCGGGCCAGGCUGGGCGUGGCCCCGCCCCCGGCUCCGCCCCCGGCCACGCCCACCGGCCCCGCCCCCAAGAGCAAGGGCGGCAUCCUGAGGCAGCUGAGAAAAGAGUGGCGCGAGGCCCAGGCCACGCACGAGGCCGAGCAGCGCCGCUGGCGCCUCCGCAACCACCUCACGCUGGCGGCCAAAGGUCCUCUCCGCCAAACGUUCGCCCAGAACCCCCUGAACCCCAAGAUGGCGCCCUCAGAGCCGCCAAAAAGGCCCUGGAAGGACACGCUGGGCUGAGGCGGGAAGGGGGCGACCCCCAGGAAAUAAAAUGCGCGAAAAAAA